Magnusiomyces paraingens is the source of this 3981-nucleotide messenger RNA. RefSeq lists its product as uncharacterized. The transcript has a single exon. Bases 1 to 3981 code for a protein of 1326 amino acids. The record is from RefSeq and is a predicted model, not a curated record. Gene Ontology annotation, molecular function: RNA binding. NCBI's taxonomy places the organism in Eukaryota, Fungi, Ascomycota, Dipodascomycetes, Dipodascales, Dipodascaceae.
AUGCAGCAGCAGCAGCAGCAGCAGCAACAACAACAACAACAAACGCAGCAGCAGCAGCAGCAGCCGCUCUCGGCCAUCCCUCAGCAGCUUGCACCAGGUGUCGUUCGCUCUCGUGCUCGUGCUGGAACCCUCCCUUCUCGAUUGCCUUUAGGAAUUAUUCAAUCCUCGCCUUCUCCAUCUUUUUCAAAUGCAUUAACUCCUCCUCCUCUUGUUUCCUCUACAUCUCCACCACCUAACCCUCUUGGGUCUUGCCAAUCAUCAUCUUCUUCCUCCCCCUUUUUAACUGCCUCUUCUUCAGAUCCUCAUCACCCUAUUGUAACUUCCGGUCAACCUACUUCAACUCCUUCUCAGAUUUAUAAUAACCCUCGCGUCGCUUCUGUGAUUGCAUCAUCCUCUCCUCUAGCAAGACCUCCAAGCCAGUUUGGCCCAAGCUCCUCUACCUCCUCUCUUCCUGCAAAUGAUCUUUUUGAUCCCUACCGUACUGAAAUCCCUUUUACUACCCCUUCGUCAUCAGCCCCACACUCUUCUUCUUCUUCGACUUCUUCUUCAACUUCCUCUUCUGCAUCUUCUGCAUCUUCUGCAUCUUCUGCAUCUUCUGCAUCUUCAACAACUUCAACAACUUCAACAACUUCAACAACUUCAACAACUUCAACAACUUCAACAGCAAACAUAUCUGCCUCAAGACUUCGCUCAGGGUCUUUAAAUAUUCUUUCAGAUCGGUCUCAUAUAUACCCUUCACUUGUUAGUUCUAUAUGGUCCCAACCAAGAGGUUCAUCUUUACUUUCAGAAUCAAAAAGAACUUCUCAAUCGUCUCUUUUUGAUGAUCAACCACAGCAGCAAAAUUCUCCGCAACAACAACAACAACAAUCUCAAUCAUCUCCACAACCUCUUCGUCAACAAUCUCCACCAAGAUCAAUGGAUCAACAACAACAACAACAACAACACCAGCAGCAGCAUUCGCCGCAACAUCAACAACAACCUCAGGAUACAAUCGACCCCCUUCAACCCUUUUAUAAAAGUCUUACCAUGCGCACAGACCCAAGCCGCAUGCGUUCAUAUACUGUAAAUACUCUUCCUUAUGGUCUGGUACCGUUUGACUCGUCACCUUCUUCUUCUAAUACCACUACCACUACGUCUCCUGAAGAUAUCACUCAACAACAACAGCAACAAAUCCAGCAGUAUUCUCAAACAACUUCUUCUUCUUCCUCUUCCUCUCUUAACCAUGUCACUAAUGCUACAGAUAUUCCAGCAACUUCGCCAACCCGUCACCAAGCAUUUAUUACAGGCAAUAGGCCUCGUGCUCAAACGACUGCUAGUGCUUUUGACCCUCCUUUAUCUAUUGGAAACGUCCCCUUGAUUAGAUUAUCCAUGUCUCAACAACAUCAACAACAUCAGCAGCACCAGCAGCACCAGCAGCACCAGCAACAUCAGCAACAUCAGCAACAUCAGCAAAACCAGCAACUUCAACAACAUCAGCACUUACUCUAUCAUGACCCCCAUGAAUUUAUUUUUAACCCCCCCGUUGAUGAAGUGGGACCUACUCGUUCUCUUUGGCUAGGCAAUAUCCCGGCAUCAACUACCUCCUAUGCUCUUCAAGCUAUUUUCAGCUCCUACGGUACAGUCGAGUCGGCUCGUGUUCUACCACACAAAAAUUGCGGAUUUGUCAAUUUUGUUAAUACUGAAAGCGCAAUUCAAGCUAAAGACGUUCUCAAUGGCAAGGAACUUUUUUCCGGAACUGGGCCUUGCCGGGUUACUUUUACAAAGGUUGUCGACCUUCAAUCCAUUGGUUACGAUUUAGACUCACCAGAGUCUUCUACUACUCCUUUAUCCACUCAACAGUCUGCUCAGCAACAAUCUAGUCAACAGCAGCAACCAUCUUCUCCUUUACAAAAGCAUUCACCUUCUACAAAAAAUGAAAUUAUUGAAUAUUCAGUUACUGACAAAGAUGCAUCCACAGAUACUACUCUUUUAGAUCCUCCUAAAUCUCUUGAAGAAAUUGCUGACGAUUUAGUCACUACUGUUGCUGACCUUGGUGCAGAUCCCACGGAGCAGGCCCAGAUUGCUGCCUCGGUCAAACGCGCCCUUACCUUUAACACUUUUUACUCGGAGAUUGGCACUGUUCCAGACCCUCGUCCGGACCGAAUUUAUGAUGCUCCCACGCUUCGCGAAGUUCGCAAAAAGAUUGACGGCGGCACAUGUUCUACUGAGGAAAUUGAAGACAUUGCUCUAGACAUUUUGGAUGAAAUAGCAGAGCUCUCCAGUGAUUAUGUUGGUAAUACUGUUGUCCAAAAGCUUUUUGAUAUCUGCUCAGAGCCUAUUAAGGAUAUGAUGCUCAAGAAGAUCUCCCCCUACAUGUCACAAAUCAGUAUUCAUAAGAAUGGCACCUGGGCUGCCCAAAAAAUCAUUUCUGUUGCUGGAACAAGCCGCCAAAUCAACAUGAUUACUGAGGCCCUUCAUCCAUAUACAGUACAUUUAUUUUUGGAUCAAUUUGGAAAUUAUGCCAUUCAAUGUGUCCUCAAGUUUGGUUCCCCCUGGAAUGACUUUAUUUUUGAAACUAUGCUCUCCAAAUUUUGGGAAAUCGCUCAGGGUCGUUUUGGAGCCCGCGCUAUGCGUGCAUGUCUCGAAAGCCACUAUGUCAGCAAGGAACAACAGCGCAUGAUUGCUUCUGCAAUCACCAUGCAUGCUGUCCAACUUGCAACAAAUGCCAAUGGCGCCCUUCUUCUCACUUGGUUCCUUGACACUUAUACUGUCCCGAACCGUCACACUAUCUUGGCUCCGCGCCUAAUCCCCCAUCUCGUCCAACUCGGCACUCAUAAACUUGCUUCGCUUACUGUUUUGAAGGUUGUCAACUACCGUUCCGAGCCUGGUGCUCGGCAGGCCAUUUUCGAUACCCUUUUCAACCCCACCGAGGAAUCACCGAGUCCUGUUCUUGAGCAGAUUCUUAACCAUUCCUACGGACCAACUUUUAUUUUUAAAAUUGUUUCCACUCCGUUGCUUGAGGGUUCUGAGCGCCAAAAUGCAAUUUCUAAGAUUCGCCAGGUUCUCAUUUCCAUCAAGGCUCUUCCAGCACAAGGCUACAAGCGACUUAUGGACGAGGUUGGUAUUUCUACUCGCACAGCUCCACUUAUGAGUAAUGGUCCAAACAGCAACGGAAAUAAUGGCCGUUCGAUGAUGAAUGGCAAUAAUAACAAUAGUAACAAUAUGAAUUCUAAUAUCAAUAAUAAUUCUUCACGUGGUGGAUAUUAUCAGAUGCGCAAUUCUAACCAGCGUCAACAAAGGAUGGGUGGUGGUAAUGGUGGUGGCUCUUAUAUGAUGCAUCAUCAUAACCAUCAUCAACAACAUUACUUUAAUUCUCCCUUGAUUGCUAUGCAGCGCGGUGAUCAGUCUCAAUUAUCUUCACCUAAUGGCUAUAUUUCCCAAGGUGAUAUCGUAUACCAAUAUGGACAAUACCAGCCGGCUCCUCCUCAUGGACCUCCUCCCCCACAAAUGCUUGGCCUGGGUGCGGUCUCGCCUAACUCUCCAUAUGAUUUAGCAUUAUUACAGCAACAGUUUGAUACAAUGGGACUUAGUGGUGGUACUGCCGAUGGCGGAAUGUCUAAUACGACGGCAGCAACAAGAGCAUCUAACGGAAAUAAUGGUGAUGCGGUUGGUGCGAGCACUUCGUAUACAGGUUACUUGGUUAAUGCAAAUGGUAUGCUUGCUGCUGGCGGCGGGCCUGUGCUCGGCGUGACGCAGGCGCACGACGGGAUGCCUGUUCCCAGUUUAGGUGGUGCUCCUGGAGUGUAUUACCAGCAGCAGCAACAGCAGCAACAGCAGCAACAGCAGCAACAGCAGCAACAACAACAACAGCAACAAUCUCAGGUGAUGACAGGGAUGCUAUCACAGCAACAGCAGCUUCAACAGGGGCAACUUCGGCAACAGAAUCUUGCUCAACACCAACGGAUUCAAAGCAUGGGGUACACUGGAUAUUCGACGCAUUAG